Molecule: messenger RNA, 1659 nt
Organism: Alligator sinensis (Chinese alligator)
Lineage: Eukaryota; Metazoa; Chordata; Crocodylia; Alligatoridae
Gene: OTOP3
Product: otopetrin 3
Exons: 7
Coding region: 1-1659 (552 amino acids)
Biological process (GO): proton transmembrane transport
Cellular component (GO): membrane
Molecular function (GO): proton channel activity
Source: RefSeq, a predicted model, not a curated record
AUGGAGGGCGAGGAAUCAGCCUCAGCAUACCCAGAAGCCUACAAGAUCCACUACGAGAAGUCUUGGCUGCACAGACACUGCUCCUCCCUGCUGCAGAGGGACAGGCAGGCCCAGAAAGCCGGGCAGCUCUUCUCAGGGCUGCUGGCCAUGAACGUGGUGUUCCUGGGCAGCGCCUUCCUGAGCAGCAUGAUUUUCAACAGGGUGACCAUUACCCUGGGAGACGUCAGGAUCUUCCUCUGCAUCCUCAAAGUCCUGUCUCUGUGCUGGGUAAUGUACUAUCUGCUGGGCACCACCAGAAAGCCCCAUGCGGUGCUGUACAGGGACAUCCACGCCGGGCCAGUCUGGGUGCAGGUGUCUCUAGUGAUGUUCGGCGCUUUCAGCCUUCUCCUGAACGUGUUUCACAUCGGUUACAUCAUCAGCCACAUACAGUGCAAAUCCUACCUCGAGAUCCUGUUCCCAUGCAUAGACAUCCUCUUCCUCACCCUCCAGACUUACCUGUUAUGGCACCACUCCAAGGACUGUAUCCAAGUCCAGCACAACCUCACCAGGUGUGGGCUGAUGCUGACCGUCGCCACGAAUCUCCUCCUCUGGCUCUUAGCAGUGACCAAUGACUCCAUCCACAAGGAGGUUGACUCACGAACUCAAAACCGGCAGCAGAGAUUUGCAGGCAAUGAGACUAUUUUAUGUGUUUGCCCAAACACAACAGCCUGCGAGAUCUUCCAGAGAGGCUACAUCCUGCUGUACCCCUUCAACACCGAGUACUGCCUCAUCUGUUGCACCAUGCUGUAUGUCAUGUGGAAAAAUGUUGGCAGGCGCAUAAGCCAUCAACACGCUCCCCACGUCGAGCCCAAGUUCAAGCUCCGAGGGGUCAUUUUUGGGCCACUGCUGGGCACAGCUGCAGUCAUCAUCGGGAUCUGUGUCUUCGUAAUAUAUCAGGUCCAAGCUACUGGCUCUGCAGCUAACCGGGGGGUCUUCCUGAUGUAUUACUCCUACUAUGUAGUGCUUCUGCCUAUGAUGACUGUGGGUGCCUUAGUUGGGACCAUCAUCCACAGUUUGGAAGCCAGGGAGCUGGACACGCUGAAAAACCCAACCCGAAGCCUUGAUGUGAUCCUGCUCAUGGGAGCAGCCCUGGGUCAGAUUGGGAUGUCUUACUUCUCCAUCGUAGCCAUUGUGGCCACCAACCCUCGGGACCUACUGAACAGCCUCAUCCUGGCCUACUCCGUCAUUCUCAUCAUUCAGCACAUCACCCAGAACAUCUUCAUUAUUGAGGGGAUUCACCGGCAGCCAUGGAUGGCAAACAUUGAUGCUGCCGAAGCAAAAGAACAGGAGAGUCAUGGAGAUUGUGACCCCAAAAAAGAUUAUCCCCUAGAGAUAAGGCAGGAGAUCAGGAGGCUGUCACAGGCCUACAUCCAGACCUACAAUGACUUGAACUGGAAGAGGAAAGCGCUGAAAGAGAUCUCCUUCUUCUUGAUCUUGUGCAACAUUAUACUCUGGAUCAUGCCCACGUUCGGGGCACACCCUGUGUUUGAGAACGGAUUGGAAAAGUCAUUUUAUGGUUACUCCACCUGGUUUGCCAUCGUGAACUUUGGGCUACCCCUGGGUGUGUUCUACCGAAUGCAUUCAGUUGGGGGACUCCUCGAGGUCUACAUGUCAGCCUGA